Messenger RNA from Hippocampus comes (tiger tail seahorse), 2653 nucleotides. It is a transcript of the gene rgl2, whose product is annotated as ral guanine nucleotide dissociation stimulator-like 2. The coding region runs from base 282 to 2522 and encodes 746 amino acids. The record is from RefSeq and is a predicted model, not a curated record. NCBI's taxonomy places the organism in Eukaryota, Metazoa, Chordata, Actinopteri, Syngnathiformes, Syngnathidae. Gene Ontology annotation, cellular component: plasma membrane. Gene Ontology annotation, biological process: Ras protein signal transduction. Gene Ontology annotation, molecular function: guanyl-nucleotide exchange factor activity. The transcript has 20 exons.
UCAGCUGCUCGCACAGGCGCGACGGCCGAGAAGAUAGAGGACGGAGGCGCGGCAGGCAAGCAGGGAGAGGCGGUCGACUACGCCCCCCACCCCACCCUCACCCCCGAGCGAGCAAACACCCCUGCCCUCCCUUCCUGACGACGACAGUCUAGAGUUUCGGAUGGGCGCGACUCUCUCGUCGCCGCGGCCGCGACCGCGGCGGUGCUGUCGGCCAGCCGCAUCCAGCAGCUCCUCGUGAGGCCGAGCCGAGGCCGAGCUACACAUGUUCUGCAUUUGUCAGCAUGUUGCCCCGUCACACGCGAGCAGGUGGCUAUGACCUGCCGGGCUGCGAGUCCAGCGCAGUCCCCCUUCUCGCUUACCGGCCUCUCUGCGGCGACCCCUCAGGCGACCCGCACGCCACUCUGCAGGUGGAGUCGUCGCCCAUGAAGACGACGUGGUACUGUCCUCUGGAUCUGUCCACAGUAGUGGAGGAGGAAGAGGACGGUCUCAUCUACACAGUGGUGAUCAAACAAGCCGGGUCCCCCACGCAGUCGUGCAUUUCACGCUGCCAGUGCGUGAAGGCGGGCACGGAGGAGAAGCUGACGUUGCACCUGCUUCGCUCCUUCGCCUUGGGCGACCCGUCCUUCGUCACCAUCUUCCUGGCGACCUAUCGCUCCUUCACAUCCACGCAGAGAGUGUUAGACAUCCUCACCGACCGGUUGGAGCGACCGCCUGCAGACGGCGACGAAGGCCAGUUGAGGAAAUCCUUCAACAGAGCCGUGUGCUCGGUAUUCGGCGCGUGGCUGUCCGAGUACCCUGAGGACUUCCGCGGCCUGAAGGAUCCUUCGCGCCUCCUGCGACUAGCACCGCUUCUGCCUCAAGACUCGCCGUUUGCCGCCGACCUCCGCGCUCGCUUCCUCAGCUUGGCCGAGGAGCUCAGCGAGAAAGCGCUGCUGCCCGACGAUACAUAUCGAGACAUGAACUUGGCCACCCGGCCGUCGUCAACGAACCUGCGCGAGUUCGAGGCCGCCGCCAUCCUGGGCUUUCCGUCGGCCGUCGUCGCCGAGCAGCUCACCCGCAUCGAAACGGAUCUGUUCGUGCGGCUGGUGCCGUAUCACUGCCUGGGCUCGCUGUGGUCUCAGCGUGACAAGAAAGGUCGCGAGGGUGCGUGCCGGUCCGUGCGGGCCACCGUCCGCCAGUUCAACCGUCUGGCCAAUGCCGUGCUGGCCUCGUGCCUGAGUGGUGCCGGCGGCCAUCGGCCAGCCAGGCUGCUGGAGAAGUGGAUCGCCGUGGCCCAGGCCUGCCGUGCCAGGAAGAACUUCUCUUCACUGUACGCCAUCGUGUCGGCCCUGCAGAGCAACCCCAUCCACCGCCUCAGGAGAACCUGGCAGGACACCGACAGGGAGGCGAUGAGGAAGUACGAGGAGCUGUGUGAGAUCUUCUCGGACAAGGACAACUACUCGCAGAGCCGAGAGUUGCUUAAGGAGGAAGGCACAUCCAAGUUCGCCAACCUGGACAACAACAACAUCAACAACAAACACGCCAGGUGGGGCACGUCGCAGGGUACGGUUCCCUACCUCGGCCUAUUCUUGACUGACCUGACCAUGCUGGACACAGCCAUCAAGGACCGGCUGGAGAACGGCUACAUCAACUUUGACAAGCGCAGACGGGAGUUUGAGGUUUUGGCUCAAAUCCGACUACUGCAGUCGUCAUGUAAAAACUGCGUCUUGGUCCAGGAUGAGGCCUUCCUGCGCUGGUACCGCAGUGUUCCCACUCUAACCGAUGAGCAAAGUUACAGACUGUCCAAUGAGAUCGAAGCACCCAGCGAGGCAGCGACGCCCUCCCGCGGCGCCACCAUGCCGGCCAUCAUCAUCACCCAGUGCCCCGAUUUAAGUCGCUCCGGGAGCAGCCUGGCCUCUGACGCUGAUGCCGACGCCCACUUCGACUCGCCCUCGCCCGUCAACAGUCUGUUCUCCAGACUCACCAAGCACAUGAGAUCUCCGUCAGUGUCGUGUCUGGACGUGGACACGUCGUCGCCGCCGCCGCCCGUCAACGACCCGGCGGCCUUCCAUCUGGCUCCCGGGACGCCUCCCAAAUCCCACCGCCGCUCAGCCUCCUGCGGCAACAACGCAUGUGCCUCCGCCGCUGCCGGCAAGGGUCAAAGUUCGGGGCCCGACAUGCGCAUCAUCAGGAUCCGCAUGGAUCUGCAAGACGGCAACUUGUACCGCAGCAUCCUGGUGACGAGCAACGACAAGACGCCGGCUGCCAUCGCCUCGGCGCUUGAGAAGCACAACCAGGACCCGGCGCGGGCGUCAUCCUAUGAGCUGAUUCAACUUCUGCCUGAUGGAAAAGAGUUGCUGAUCCCGGCCACGGGCAACGUUUUCUACGCCAUGACGUCAUCCAGCGUGGACUUCCUGUUGAGGAGGAAAGCAAGUGACAUGUCUGUCAGCGGUUCACCGGCCGCCGGCCAAUCGGAGAACACUGCCGCCACGUACCCGCGAAUCAAGUCCAAGGGAAGGAGAUUAGCCCGAACUCUGUUUUGACGCCAGCUCGGCACACGGCACUUUCAGUUCACUACCUAUGAUCCAAUAUCAAUGUUGUUGGGCCAUUUUUUUCCCCCCAUUUUACUUCAGGAAAAUUUUCCUCCGCAAUUUUAUUUAAUUGAAUUUAUAUU